AAUAAAGGUGUUUCCGCGAGCCCGCCUAAUUUAAAGGCGGGACUUCCGGUGUCCUCCACUAGUGGCCAUUUUGAUUGGUGUUGGGUGUAUUUUCCGGUGAGAGACCUCGGAGCGCUGGAUCGGGCAGAAGUGACUGAACCCAGAAGGUGGAGAGGAGACGUUAUCUCGGCGGCACAACGGCUGCUCUGCGGUUCCUUAAAGGCGCUAGGCGUGACCCGCGCCAACGUCGGGAUCUGGACCACAGUCCCCGGGUACCUGCCCUGCUCGCCACCUCCUCCCGAACCCGCUUUCCCCACCCAGUCUGAUGGCGGCGGCCGAGCUGAGGCUCUCGGCUCAGGGCACUGUGACCUUUGAAGAUGUGGCUGUGAAGUUUUCCCAGGAGGAAUGGAGUCUCCUUAGUGAGGCUCAGAGAUGCCUUUAUCAUGACGUGAUGCUGGAGAACCUGACACUUAUAUCUUCUCUAGGUUGUUGGUAUGGAGCAAAAGACGAGACACCUUCUAAGCAGACCCUUUCUAUACAACAGCAGUCUCCCCUCAGGUCACAUUGGACAGGAGUAUGUACAAAGAAGGCCCACCCCUGGGGAGUAUGUGGCCCUCUCCUGGGAGAUAUCUUACACCAGAGAACACAACACAAUCAGAAAUUGAAUAGUUUUGGGGCAUGUGAAAAAAAAUUAGAUGACAGUGCAAACCAUUAUCAAGAUCAGAAGCAGCACUUUGGAGAGAAAUCAUACAGAAGCAAUGCCAAGGAAACAUCAUUUGUAAAGAACUGUAAAUUCCAUGUGUUACAAGAGCCAUUUAUCUUUCAUGAAGUUGGGAAAGACUUUUUGUCUAGCUUGAGAUUAUUCCAACAAGAGGACAUUCACACUUCAGGGAAGUCAAAUAUUGAAACUAAACAUGGGACACCCUUUCAGGGUGGAAAAACUCAUUACAUCUGUGGAGAGUCCACAGUACCCUUCAGCAACAAACACUCACUUGCUCUUCACCAGACACUUCUCCCUAGAGAAGGACCUUAUGUGUGCAGUGAUUCUGGGAAAUUUGUUAGCAAAAGUAAUAGUUUCAAUAAUCAUCAGGGAGUUCACACUGGAAAAAAACCUUAUCAGUGUGGACAGUGUGAUGAAUCAUUUUGGUAUAAGGCCCACCUCACUGAACACCAGAGAGUUCACACUGGAGAAAGACCUUAUGAGUGUAGAGAAUGUGAUAAAUCUUUUAGUCAUAAGCACAGUCUUGUUGACCAUCAGCGAGUUCACACUGGAGAAAGACCUUAUGAAUGUGAUGAAUGUGGGAAAUCUUUUAGCCAUAAGCGCAGCCUUGUUCACCACCAGCGAGUUCACACUGGAGAAAAACCUUAUCAGUGUGGAGAAUGUGGAAAAUCGUUUAAUCACAAGUGCAACCUCAUUCAACAUCAGCGAGUUCAUACUGGAGAAAGGCCUUAUGAGUGUAUGGCAUGUGGGAAAUUAUUUAGGAGCAACUCCCACCUAAAGGAACAUCAGAGAGUUCACACUGGAGAAAGACCCUAUGAGUGUAAAGAAUGUAGGAAGUCAUUUAGGUACAAGUCACACCUCACCGAACACCAGAGAGUUCACACUGGAGAAAGGCCAUAUGCAUGUAGAGAAUGUGGGAAAUGUUUUCAUCAAAAGGGCAGUCUCAUUCAGCAUCAGCAGAUUCACUCUGGAGAAAGGCCACAUGAAUGUGGAGAAUGUGGGAAAUGUUUUCAUCAAAAGGGCAGCCUCAUUCGACAUCAGCAGAUUCACUCAGGAGAAAGGCCACAUGAAUGUCGAGAAUGUGGGAAGUGUUUUCGUCAAAAGGGAAACCUCAUUAAACAUCAACGAGUUCACACAGGAGAAAGACAUCAUGAAUGUUGAAAAUUUGGCAAAUCUACUGGUAAAAAGGGCACCCUCAUUCAACGUCAGUGCAGUCACACUGGAAAGAGCUUAUGAGUGUGGAGAAUGUCCAAAAUCUAGUCAAAAAAUUGGCCUUAUUCAACAAUAGCAAGAUCACAAUGGAUAAACGCCUUGUGAGUAUAGAGAAUGUAUGAAAUCCAGUACAUAGAAGUUUUACCUCAGUAAAUAGCAAAGGAGUCACACUGGACAAAGACCUUAUAGUUAUGGGGAAUUUGGGAAAUUACUUAAGUACCCCCUCACUGAACACGGGAGUUCACAGUUGAGAAAGGCCAUAUGACUGUAAGGAAUUUGUGAAAUUAGCCAGAAGAGCUGCAUUACUUACUAUCCAUAGAACAUUCACAAUGGAGAAAGGCCAUAUAAAUGUCAGAAAUCAUUUUCCUACAGCUCUGCACACCAUGUUCAUAAGAGUUCACACUGGACAAAGCCUUAUGAGAGCUUCGAGUAGAAAAUCCUUUGUGGGAAAACUCUGGUCUCAUUAAACACAGGAGAGUUCAUACUAGAAAAAGGCUUAACAGUGUAGCAAAUGUGGAAAGACAUUUACCAGAAGCUCUGCCCUGUGAGUUGACAUUAGAGAAAGCCCUUCUCAGUGAAGUAAAUUUGGAAAAUUGUUUAGUCAAACCUGUAUGACUUCAGGAUCAGAGUUCACACUGCAUCAAGGGUUUAUGGUAUGACAAAUGUGGCACAUUCUUUAUCUAAAUGUCUAGCUUUAUUAUGCACAGACAAGCUCCUGCUGUGGAAGUGCCUUUUGAGUGCAAAGAGUUUGAUGAAGGCUUUACUCUUCUUUCAUUGGAUGCCAGAAUGUUGACAGAAGAAAAAUACAAUAGAUGUACAGGAAUAUUACUUCUUGUCCAGUGUAACUCUGGGAGAGAGCACUUAAUGAGGAUACCAUCAACCUGUACUGAAUGUCAUACGUCCAGUAGCUGCAUAAAUUCCAGGGACAUGAUGUCACUGGAACUCAGGCUGGAAUGCACUGGCAUGGUCAUACUUCACUGCGGCCUCAAACUCCUGGGCUCAAGUGAUCCUCCUGCCUCAGCCUCCCGAGUACCUGAGAUUAGCCCAGGUAAUUUAAGAAUUUUUUGUAGAGAUAGAGUUUUGCUAUUUUACACUGACUGAUGUUGAACUCCUGGCCUCAAGCAAUCCUCUAGCAUAUGUCCUCGAAAGCACUGCGCUUAUAGGUGUGAGCCACCAUGCCCGCCCACAAAUAAUUUUUAUAGAAUUAGUAUUUCUAGGUAAUCAAGCAGACUGUGACAGAAUAGUUGGAAUAUAGUUUUUUAAAAAAGGUAUCCACAGUGACUCAGUUGCUAUGUCUGUGAUGGACAAGCGGGUACAGAAAUUUUCACAACCUCUGUAAUUAGGAAUCUAGUGUAGCUUAGGCAAUUGUCAGUAAAUCUAAAGGUUUUGUGGAUUUCUAUAGCCUAUCUGGGCUGCUUACCAAAAACCCAUCCCUGAAUUAUUAGGAGGAAGAGGAUAGGGAGAGGGAAAUCUCUUAGUCUACUGAUAAGUCCUUUGCAACCAGCCAGCAUUCCAGUUUAAUCAGGUGGAAAUGGUCUUCCUGGUUCAUAAGUAUUUGUUGUCACACAGUUUAGUUGCCCCUCUUAGAGUGUGAUGAGAGUUAGUAGAGUCAGUGUAGAAUUGCAUAACCUAUUUGUCAAAAAUACUGUUAAAUCCAGAAAGGUCUUUGAAAUUAAAUUUUUAAAACUGUAAUAAGACUGGGCAUAGUGACUCAUGCCUGUUAUCCCAACACUUUAGGAGUCCAAGGUGGGAGUAUUGCUUGAGGUAAGGAGUUUGAGACUAGCCUGGGUCCCGUAGUUAGACCCUGUUUCUUAAAAACAAAAAAAUACUGUCUUUUUGGCCUCACCAUCCUCCAAACAAUCACUGAAUUAUAAUAUUUGCUUAACAAUAGAUUAGUGUCAAUUUUCUGGAAUUUUAUAUGACUAACAUGUUUCAUCUUGUCAUACCUGAGUACUCUCCUGAGUCCUAUUUAUUUUGAUGUUCUUUUUUAUUUUUUUUAUUAUUUCGCAUAGCAGGAAUAUAUAUUUUGACAUUCAUCAAUCAUGAUAUAAGUAGUUCAUUCUUUUUAUCUUAGAAUAUGACAUGCUAUAAAAAAUCACUGUAUAUACGGCUUAUGGAUAUAUUAUUUCUUCAUGUUUUUGUCUGUUAGAAAUAAAACUGCUUGUUACACACAUUUGAAUGCA
Saimiri boliviensis boliviensis (Bolivian squirrel monkey) is the source of this 4095-nucleotide messenger RNA. RefSeq lists its product as uncharacterized. Gene Ontology annotation, biological process: regulation of transcription by RNA polymerase II. Gene Ontology annotation, molecular function: RNA polymerase II cis-regulatory region sequence-specific DNA binding; DNA-binding transcription factor activity. NCBI's taxonomy places the organism in Eukaryota, Metazoa, Chordata, Mammalia, Primates, Cebidae. The record is from RefSeq and is a predicted model, not a curated record.